UUGUCUAUAGGGAUUUUUUUUUGGGAUACUUUACUUGAGCCCUUGACAGGUGACUUUCCAGUAUUCAUAACUCAAUAAUGCAUUUUUGGAGGCUGGAUCCUUGAUAUGGUGCUCAGUCAAGAGAGCAAUAGUCAUUAAUCAUUAUCCAGAAACAUAUACAUGCAAAGGCGGUCGGUCCAUUGCUUCCUGACAGCUGGAGACCGAGCUACUGAGCUCGUCAUGGCGGCGACCAGAACGGGAGGUUUAAGUGCCGCAGGACACUAUCAAUCAUCGCUAGUGAAGCCAAGACAAAGGUACAUAUUAGAUGAGGGAUUUCGGUUCUUAGUUGGGUUGGAUUCGGUUAUAUUCUCGGCUUCAGUUUUUUGAAACCUUUUCGGUUUCAAAAGACCUAUAUCCGAAUUUUUAUAUUAGAUUCAUUUAGAUUUGGUUUUGGUUUCUAUACGAUAAAAUAUCUAUUUUUUGACGAAAUUCUCUGUUUUUCCAUUAUUUUUAUAUUUAGAUUCGAUUUGGUUCUACCCAUUCGCAGAAUUCGAUUCCAAUAUUAUUCGGUUCGGUUUUGCAACAGAACCGAAAUGCCGAUGCCGACCCUUGGUACAUAUACAUAGAAAAUCUAAGAUUGUGAGUUUGUGAAUGUGAAUGUGAAUGUGAAUGUGCUUUAUAAUCUUUUACUUGUGAAGCAAGUAAAAUUGCAAAAAAAAAUGGUGUAAAGAAAAGGUAAAGAGUACACUUUUUUUUCCCGCAAAUUAAUGUAGGUUUAGAAUAAGGAAUAUGUUAAUUUGAGGAUUAUAGUUUCUAUCCCGAAGCCUAUAUUAGAGGACUUGAUUAAUUGUGAUGGUUAUUGUUAUUUAACCAUAUUUUCUUCCCCUGCAUCCACAACGUCAACGGGACGAGACAAAAAGUAUAAAAGAAGGCCGUCUCGAAAUCAAUCGAUCAUCUUCCUAAUCCUAACGAGGAACCAUCUUGGAAAAAAAAAAAACCCUAAUUUGGCUACCAUCGGAUCUUCGAAGCCAUGGAAGCCAUUGAUUCAGCUAUCGAUCCUCUCAGAGAUUUUGCCAAGAGCAGCGUACGCCUCGUCCAGCGUUGUCACAAGCCCGAUGACAAGGAAUUCAGAAAGGUCGCCGUGCGCACGGCGAUUGGAUUCGUCGUGAUGGGGCUCGUCGGGUUCUUCGUGAAGCUCGUCUUCAUUCCGAUCAACAACAUCAUCGUUGGAUCUGCUUAGGGGAAUGAUGGUCGAAGAAGAAGAUGAGCAUUUAAAGAGAAUCCAAAUGCCAUAGAACUCCGACCUUAUUAGACUUCAUUAGGUCUUCUUGUUUUUCCCUAAUUGAAAUGUUUUCAUUAUAUGUCUUUUUUUUUUCUUUUUUUCAAGAUUCUUCGUUUCAUAAAAAAUUAAUUUCGCCGCUAUUUCUUA
Tarenaya hassleriana is the source of this 1408-nucleotide messenger RNA. RefSeq names its product protein transport protein Sec61 subunit gamma-3. Gene Ontology annotation, cellular component: Ssh1 translocon complex; membrane. Gene Ontology annotation, biological process: post-translational protein targeting to membrane, translocation; protein targeting. Lineage: Eukaryota; Viridiplantae; Streptophyta; Magnoliopsida; Brassicales; Cleomaceae. Bases 1010 to 1219 code for a protein of 69 amino acids. The transcript has 4 exons. Gene Ontology annotation, molecular function: transmembrane protein transporter activity. The record is from RefSeq and is a predicted model, not a curated record.